AACAUAACAGUUAGUAAUAAAACUUAAGACAAAUUAAUGAAAUGCAUAGAUAAUUCUCUUUUGAAUGAAUAGCGCGUUAGAAUCUUCCUUUAGAGUGUUUUGAUAAUACUCUGUGAGCCGCUUGCCGCAACCCGAUUCGUUGGCUAAUUACAAUCUAUUAGUGAUUUCUCCACUCAUCUUCCUUUGAAGAUUAACCACACAUAAUUUCCAAGUGGAAAGAUUGCCCGCAGAAGUUAUUAGUUUUUUGGAGCAGUGAUUUUGUACUGAUUAGAAAGUCCCAUUAAUUAGUGAUAGUAACUGUAUCGGAUUUCCGCUGAGCUUUGCUCCUUCCUGUAACUCAGGGACUCCUUCCUGGAGCACUUGUUGAAAACAAAGUUAAAUAUCAAAAAGGGAGAACCAGUUUUUUUGCAUCCAAAAUUUCAAUAAUAAAAACACGCCUAAAUCAGUACACAGGCUACACCACUGUUUGUAUGAUUACUAAGGCUUGUAAAUGUGAAGAUUUUAUCCUUAUUACCUUAAAAGUCCUUAAAAGCUACAGUUUCAAGAUAAUUACAAUGUAGAACAUGGUAUACCUUACCAAACUCCGGCUGCGACACUCCUCGCCUAAGCAGGGGCCGUGUUUGCUCUCCUGAUAAGGCUGACUGGGAAUUGACUUAGACUCAUGUAGCAUGACGGUAAGCAGAUGUUUUUCAAUUUAAGAGAUUGCAGAUAUAGUCCAACGAUCAGAAGCACGAAAUGACAGGCAGGCAAAGUAGACGUAUAAUCGCAGGCGAUACGCAGUAAAACAGACUUUCGCCGAGGUAAACACCGUAAGGUCAAUGAGAGAGUACCGAGUCAGUGACUCAUAUCGCAACGAGUUGUGGCAGUUUUACAAAGAAAACACAAAAAUAUUCCAUGUGUCCUGAGGGUUAUGGCCGAGUCGAAGCUUAUAAAGAUAUUGUUUUCUCUUUUAACAUUCCCAACUUCCAAAGGAAACUUUUGACGUGAUAAAAGGCGCUCUUGACAUUUUUAAACUUGAGACUGCAUAGGACACAAUAAAAGCAUAAGUGACCAAUUAAUUGACGUUAUUAAGUAUCGUAAUUGUUAGGACAGCCAAUCAGAGGACGGCUCACGGAUUCCCCAUGACGACUGUUUUAGUUUACAAUUUGUGCUUUAUCUAAUCUCGAUCUAGCGUGGAUGUUGGCACAUAAGACAUUACUUUUAUCAUAGUAACUGCGAACAGUUUUCACCCAGCCAUCUUUUAACUGCACUUUGUUUCUAAAAAUGCCACAGUGGGUACAGUUGCCUCCGAAUUUGCUACCGGAGAAACACACGAUGGGAAAGUCAAUCUACACUACUGACUAUUCAAGCAGGAGACCUGGUUUUCAACUUCACCUUCAAAAGGCUCGCGGAUUGCAAAGCAGCAAACAUCAUCCACCGGUACCAAAGAAACCCGACAGAAAGACGAUGCGAGCGCAUCAGACCGGCAAUUACCUCGAUUUUAAAGAAGAUUUUGUGAAAGCUUUGUCCACUGUGAGCACACACAAACCAUGGAAUUUUCGAUUAGACGUUGACGUAACAACACCCGACGACUCCAGAUCGGCAGCCACACAUUCAGAAAAGGCUUUGUUACAGAAAUUUAUUCAGCCAACAUUAGAAUUAGUGGAGGAGGCCUGGCGAGGAGAAGUGACCAGCACGAAACGGGAUCGAGAUCGACACUAUACUGUGGCUGGACAGAAAGCUGAACUACACAGUAGAUCUGAAAGACGCGAGGCGAAGGCGAAGCGGCCUGUUCUGCCUGGCGUUAACAAAUGGUUGCGGUCUUCAAAUGAAUAUGAAAAGGCAGUUGUUCACAACUUCAUGAACACAUUAAACAAUGCGUCCUCGAGUUCUGUACAUAUGAAACAGAGUGUACCUAAAGCCACGGAGAAGAAAACUACGAAACCUCAAUUUACAAAGGAGUUAUAUUUUCAACAACGAGCAAAAAGUGCUCGGUCCCAAAGGGUAACAGAACGCCCCACACUUCCACCACGUCCCAAAUCUGUUAGAUCAGUAAGGGAUGAAGACAAAGUUGCCGAGAUAACCCAAACUCAAGUCGUGGAACAAGCACACCCCCAUCACUUCAAUCACCCGGAAGGAAAGUGUGAAUUUUGUGAUUAUUUAAGAGUGAAGAGGUUGUUGGAGCACCUAAAUAAGUACGGAUCCUGUGGUAUGGGAGAAGCAACCCUUACACACUUACUAAGGCCUCGAGUGGACCCCACAUACAACACAAGUUCUGAAGAUUACGACUACGUACACGAAAAUUCAUUUUUCACCAACACUAGCGCACGAGAUCGAGGCUACUUCAUUAUAGCUCCUGACUGGGUUUCAGAAAGGAAGGGUGUAAUGUCUACCCAUUACCAAUGACCAGCGGCCAUCUCUACGUUCUGCAAGCUCCCUACGGCUCGAGAUGAAUUUCCUCUACAGUAAUACAAAGGGAAAAUUUGAUAAUGACCGGUUAUUCUUCUUCGCAGUUGAACGACUAUCUAAAACAUACAAAACCGAACAAUUUGUCGUGUAAAUGGAACGUCCAAUUACAUCGCAAUUUUGUUGUAGUCUAUAAAUAUUUCUUAUCGUGUCAAGACAACAAAGAACAGAGAUAAUUUUUCAGAGUUAAUAUAUUUUGAUUUGUACGAUCUCAAGACUAAGAAUAUUGAUUUUACUGGUUAAAGUUUGAUUUUGAAAACUAUUUAAACAGUGGAUGUUUUGUUUGAUGUAAAUAUUGACCUAUGAAGCCUGCUUGAAAUAUUUAAUAAAUUCCGAACAUUUAGCAAUCAAA
This is a messenger RNA of Stylophora pistillata, 2797 nucleotides long. RefSeq lists its product as uncharacterized. The record is from RefSeq and is a predicted model, not a curated record. Lineage: Eukaryota; Metazoa; Cnidaria; Anthozoa; Scleractinia; Pocilloporidae.